This is a messenger RNA of Lodderomyces pseudojiufengensis, 591 nucleotides long. RefSeq lists its product as uncharacterized. The transcript has a single exon. Gene Ontology annotation, cellular component: TRAPP complex; nucleus; cytoplasm. The coding region runs from base 1 to 591 and encodes 196 amino acids. The record is from RefSeq and is a predicted model, not a curated record. Gene Ontology annotation, biological process: endoplasmic reticulum to Golgi vesicle-mediated transport. Lineage: Eukaryota; Fungi; Ascomycota; Pichiomycetes; Serinales; Debaryomycetaceae.
AUGUCCAAAAACCCUAUACAAUUUGUAUCACUAAUAUCGAGAGAUGAUAAACCACUAUAUAUACAAUCAUUCCUACCUGAAUCCAUAGAUCAAGAAUCAAAUACAAAUUUAAAUACAACUUCAAAUACAACAUCAAACACAACAUCAACAUCAAAUAUAAAUAAAUUCUUAAAAUUCAAUUUCUUUAGUCAUAUAGCAGUGGAUAUAUUUAGUUCACCAACAUCAUUAUUAUUAAGAGAACAACAACAACAAACAAUAAAUAGUUCAAAACUGAUAAAUAAUAAUGAUGGUAUUUUACUUCUAUUUAUUCAAGAACAAGUUAUAGUAUAUGGAUAUGAAUCAAGUAAUGGACUAAAAAUAAUUGUUGGAAUUGAUCAAUCAAUAAGUAUAAAUCAUGAUCAAUUAAAUCAAUUUAUUAAAAAUAUUUAUAAAUUAUAUUUAAAAAUUAUUUGUAAUCCCUUCCGGAAUUUUAAAGAUAAUUAUGAUUUUGAUGAUGAUAGAUAUAAUAAUAAUAAUAAUGAUGAUUUAUUAAAUUCUCCAAAAUUUAAUGAUGGUGUAAAGAAAUUAGUAGAUGGAUUUGUGAAGAGAUAA